Messenger RNA from Paramuricea clavata, 922 nucleotides. The record is from the annotation of a GenBank genome assembly. NCBI's taxonomy places the organism in Eukaryota, Metazoa, Cnidaria, Anthozoa, Malacalcyonacea, Plexauridae.
AUGGGAGAUAAAUCCUCGGAUAAAUCUUGUUGUGAAUUAGUAAAGUAAGUACAAUUUAGAAUUCACUAAAAAAGUGCAUUUAAUAGUCAGUGUCAGAGAUAUUUAUAGUUUUGUAUUUAAUUAUGUUUUGUUCACUUUGUUAUUCACUUGGCUCAUUGUUUGCCUUUAUAUCUUUUGUCAGCACGAAAAAUACUGCUACAAGAAACAAGUAAGUCGUGUGGGUUAACGCAUAAUUUGAAUGGAGUUUAAAUUUGUAAUUCUUUUACAAGGAUAUUCUAUUGUUUUCUAUUGAAACCAUUUCGUCUUGAUUUGUAUGAUUUUAUAUAAAGACAGUGUUUGUUUAAUAUAUUUAUACUGAUUAAAGUGAUUAUGUCAUUAUAUGAAGCAUUAGAAAGUUUAGAUAUCAAAAAGAAUAAAUAACUAAUUAAUAUAUGAACAAUUCAGUUUUUAUCUCAUUUUGAUGGCAAUUAAAUCUACAUGUAGCUUAUUAAACACCAGGUUAACUUAAAAUUCAAAGCAAUCUUCCCAAAAUAUUGUCUACAAAUUUUGAAAUAUUUCUUCAGAGAUCUUUUCUGAAUCAGUAGGAGUUGUUUUAUCUGAGGUUUUGAAAUAAACAGAUGUGCAGAAAUACAUAAACUAAAACAGCAGAUCAAAUUUCAACUAAGGUUUAGGGUUAAUCCACCUUAGUAAUCCACCUUAGGGUUAAUCCACCUUAGUGUUGGCCAAGUAUUCAGCCCAGCUUUUAACAUUAAAACAAAAACAUUUAGAUAUUAUAUUUUAUACUUUUCCAUUUAGUGGCACAUUUCGCUGGGAUGAUGCCAAAGACAAAAUACUUCUAAGAGAAGUUCGUGUGGUGGAACCGUAUAUAUGGAAGGGUGGCAGCAAACAGGCUGGGCAAGGAUGGACCGAGACUGCAAAAUUG